GUUCGAAACGUGCGUCCUUAGCGCUUCGAACUUGGACGCUGCCUAGGGGUGUCCCGAGCAUCCCAACCGAGGUUCGGCCUCGCACCCCAGUAGCCCCAAAACAUGUUUUUUUUCGGCACUGCUCGAUUCCAGUUUCGUUUUCUCAUCACGACCCGCACCACCCCAAUCCGUCCGAUGCCACCCGCGAAUAAGUCCCGUGGCGAAGGUGACGCUGACAAGCUGAUGGGAGGCAUGGCAUCGGUCGUGUCAGAGACCGAUCAGAGCAACACGAAAGCUUCGGGCGUUGAGGACAACGUCAAGUCCUCGGCCGAGAUGAAAACGAUCAUCUCCCCGCAUGUCGCGCGUAUGGACCACACUGAGGCUUGCAUACACGAACACAAUGAGAAGCUCCAGGCCGACCUGAAGAAACUCGUCGAAACCGCGCUUGAGACCAAGUGGGAAUCCUCGACUACGGCAUCCAGCGGUCCUUCACCUACCGUGCGGAGCUCCGUGUCCCGACGUGGGAUGCUUGGUGACUCGCCCACCGACGCGUCUAAGUUUUGGAUAGGAGGUUCCACGCGGCCCAUGUUCAGCACCGCCAUGGUCGAACACGCCAAGAAGGUGCCCGUUUCGAUUCCUGCGUAGAUGGCCCAGGAUGCAUCUUACAAGUGCCACGACCUGAACCAGAGCUACUUCAUCAAGUUCGGGACCGAGGCGAAAGCGAAGACCUUCCUCGACUGCGCGCGGAGCGAGGGCCUGAGCCACGAGGACCCCGUGCAUUAGAAACGCAUCCCGCUGCGACGCCGCUUCGACGCGCCGCUCACGGUGCGCUCCAAGAACAAGAUCCUCGGAGGCAUGUGGCAGCAAGUCCUCGCUCACCUCUGGAACCUGAUGCUCUGGGACCCGACAAAGCUUGCGAUCGGUUUCAACGGCUACAAGGGCUGCCUCUGUAUCGUCGACCGAGAAACGCAGGAUAUCGCGGUCUUGUUCCGCAUCGAUCAGCUCAUAAUGGGGUUUUCGACGUCGACCCCGGCUCCGGCGGCAUCUUUCGUUUUAGGAUCAAGCACGUGGAGGCGACCAAGAUGAUCGGCGCAGCCCAGAGGCUGGUCGCGGCCGCGUCUUGCCCUGCGCGUGCGCACUGACCCCCGCUAGGGGCUGGUUGCGUGCUGCGUGCUAUGGUGAAUUCAGUUCGGCUUAGAUGCGGCCACCGCCUCGGAACUUGGAACCGCAUGAAACGCCAACCGAGCUCCUCGAGCGCGGCGGAGCUAUCUCGCGCAUGCGUUCGCGCACUGUCUCUUCCAUUUCGUCUUCCACCUCAUCUACUGGCUCCACGUUGUCCACUCGUUUCUCUUCGUCUUCUUCUGCCAGCUUUUCGGUUGGUGCUUCCUGCUCCUCGGGCGGAGCUUUCGUGCCAACUGUGCCGCCCCAUCGUUCUCUGCAGGUGGCGCAUUGGGUUCGGCGCAAUCUUAUCAUGACGACUUGGAAUUGGCGCACCCGUUUUGCAUCUGUCCACUUUUUUUCCCAGAUGGUCCAGCGAGCGUUUCAGAUUAUAGCCAAGGUAUCCCCAAGCAUGACAUCAUAUUUGUUCAGGAGACGCACGGGCAGGAGAGAGACUUAUUGCACCUGUGCGAGGAAGCGUUCGACCUUCGAGCGCGGGGCUCCUUCUUUCCCUCGGGCAUAUCGG
Prorocentrum cordatum is the source of this 1663-nucleotide messenger RNA. NCBI's taxonomy places the organism in Eukaryota, Dinophyceae, Prorocentrales, Prorocentraceae. The record is from the annotation of a GenBank genome assembly.